UGCUGAGCCGUGCUAACCGUAUCCCGCCCGCCGUGCUAACGAUGCCCAGCUCAACGUUAUAGCUGCAGGACUGAAGUUAGACAGCACCAUACCCUGAUACCAGACCCGAUCUCCCGCUGUCCCCCCUUCAGGUCCCUUGUCAUCCCUGCAGCAUGGAGCGCUCCGGCAGCAUCCAGCUGGACAUCCCCGACUUCAGCAACUCGGUGCUGUCCCACCUGAACCAGCUGCGCGUGCAGGGCCGGCUCUGUGACAUCGUGGUCAACGUGCAGGGCCACAGCUUCCGGGCGCACAAAGUGGUGCUGGCGGCCAGCUCCCCGUACUUCCGGGACCACAUGUCUCUGGGCCAGAUGAGCACGGUGUCCCUGACGGUGAUCCGAAGCCCGCCGGUGUUCGAGCAGCUGCUGGCCUUCUGCUACACGGGCCGCCUCUGCCUGCAGCUCGCCGACAUCAUCAGCUACCUGACCGCCGCCAGCUUCCUGCAGAUGCAGCACAUCAUCGACCGAUGCACGCAGAUCCUGGAGGGCAUCCACCUGAAGAUCAGCCUGGCCGACCUGGAGGCGGAGCCGAGGAACGAGGAGGGGGGGCCGCCGCCAAGGGGAGCCAGCUCGCGGAGCGGCAGGACUCUGGAGGCCGUGGUGCGAGCUGGCGGCCUGCGGCUGCUGGGCCCCCGGGGGUCAGCGGAGGCGUGCGAGGCGGUCAGCCCCCCCGAGGAGCCGCUGAGCCCGGCGCCGCUGCCGCUGGAGGGGCCCGGGGCCGCGUCCAGCAGCCGGGGGGGCCGGGAGGGCCGGGAGGGCCGGGAACCCAUCCUGCGCAUCAACCGGGCCGGCCAGUGGUACGUGGAGACCAGUGGAGAGCCGGAGACCAGCGCCGAGGACGGGGAGCGGGAGGAGGAGGAGGGGGGGGGCACCAUGGUGAUCGACACCUCGGGACGCAGCUCGCUGCUGGCAGCGCCCGGAGGAGCUCAGCCCUCCUCCAGCUUCAGUGAGACGGACCGGUUCAGUCCCAGCGGCAGCGUGGUCGUCCUGUCAGAGCGCCAGAGAGCCAAAAGUGAGUCUCCGAGCCGGGCGGACGACCUGCGGCAGCCGAACUCACAGGGGGAGGAGCAUGCAGCGCUGGAUAUGGGCGGCUACGAGGACUACCUGCGGGAGCAGGUGGGCGACCGCUGGUUCCGCUACAACCCGCGGCUCACCUGCAUCUACUGCUGCAAGUCCUUCAACCAGAAGGGCAGCCUGGACCGCCACAUGCGCCUGCACAUGGGCAUCACACCGUUCGUCUGCCGCAUCUGUGGGAAGAAGUACACGCGCAAGGACCAGCUGGAGUAUCACAUCAGGAAGCACACGGGCAACAAGCCCUUCCACUGCCACGUCUGUGGGAAGAGCUUCCCCUUCCAGGCCAUCCUGAACCAGCACUUCCGUAAGAACCACCCGGGCUGCGCCCCCCAGGAGGCCCACAGCGCGUCCCCCGAGACCACCACCGCCUCCGUCACGUCCCGGGGCGGCCCCAGCGACGACGCCUCGCCCAGCCAGGACGAGCCCGAAGGUAGCGGGGGGGGCCCGUACGGCGAGGGCCCCCAGGCGUCUGUCUCCACCACGGGGCCCGACUGACCCCCGAGGGGCCCCCAGGCGUCUGUCUCCACCACGGGGCCCGACUGACCCCCGAGGGGCCCCCAGGCGUCUGUCUCCACCACGGGGCCCGACUGACCCCCGAGGGGCCCCCAGACGCCUCGGGGUCUGAACUGAGACGUUUCUGGGCUUUAAACCACAUCUACCUUCACUAACCAAACGGACAGAUUAAGCUAAAAUGAAGAAACGCCACACACUCCAACAACCUCACGCACCUCCGGCCACUUUAUGUUACAGAUUUCUACUUUUAUAUUCCAGGUGUUACAGGUUUUACAGAUGUUACAGACAGGGCUGGGUCUAAGAAAAUCCAUUCUCUGAUUCCCAUCGGUCUCCGUUUGAAUGAUCCGAUAGAGAGCGAGGGACUAAAACAGAAGCUCUUGUACCAUUUGAAACUGGCAGUUUUCUUUAAAGUUUUUGUCCUUUUUUUCCCAACUUUUUAUCCACCUUUUUCCAUGUUUUAAGCCCUGAGUUGGAUCUUUUAAUCUAGAUGUUGGUACAUCUGAAACUAGACGAUCUAAGGAUCCACGUCAGGAUGAACAACGCUCCAAAGUUAGGAGACAUGUUGAAGAGGGAGAUACAAAAGCACUCGUCUCUUUGUGUUUUUUUUUUACCCUCCAGGGUUCUUGUCGCUUUUUUUUCGUGUUUGUGUCCGACAGACCUCGGCCUCGGAGUCUGAACUGAGACGUUUGUCGGCUUUAAACCUUCACUAAUCAAACGGAACAGAUUCACACUCCAACAACCUCACGCAAAUUAGGAGAUAAUGUGGUGAUUUUUGGCGAGCCAGCCAGCCUUUUAAAA
This is a messenger RNA of Perca flavescens (yellow perch), 2420 nucleotides long. RefSeq names its product zinc finger and BTB domain containing 37 (gene zbtb37). The coding region runs from base 153 to 1604 and encodes 483 amino acids. The transcript has 7 exons. Gene Ontology annotation, biological process: regulation of transcription by RNA polymerase II. Lineage: Eukaryota; Metazoa; Chordata; Actinopteri; Perciformes; Percidae. Gene Ontology annotation, molecular function: RNA polymerase II cis-regulatory region sequence-specific DNA binding; DNA-binding transcription factor activity, RNA polymerase II-specific; protein binding. The record is from RefSeq and is a predicted model, not a curated record.